Messenger RNA from Sodiomyces alkalinus F11, 1362 nucleotides. RefSeq lists its product as hypothetical. NCBI's taxonomy places the organism in Eukaryota, Fungi, Ascomycota, Sordariomycetes, Glomerellales, Plectosphaerellaceae. The record is from RefSeq and is a predicted model, not a curated record. Gene Ontology annotation, molecular function: protein binding. The transcript is spliced from 3 exons. The coding region runs from base 135 to 1055 and encodes 306 amino acids.
UUAUUAAACAUGGUCACCUCGCUCGGCACGAGCUUUUCGACUUUUUGAUCUUUAGUGUCCUGGACAAAGAUCCUAUCAUUUCUUGAAUCGAUAUAUCUUUACCGUCUCAUAUCGCCGAUAUCUUUUAUAUCAUCAUGUCAAGGCUUUCUCUCAUCGAGGAAUUGCCGAACGAGCUCCUCCUCUCCAUCUUCGAACGUCUCCCGACGCUCUCCCUGGUCGGCCUGACUCUCGUCUCGCACCGCAUUCACGCGGUAGCGACCGAAGCCCUCAAGCUCCGACUCCUAGCCACCGCUCAUCUCGGUCGCCACGAGAUACUCCUAGAAUGCUACCACCCGGUCGCCAAGGUCACGACUCCGUCGCUCGCCUGCCAUGCCCGCUCCAUCCGACCCCUGGGCUCGUCGCCGCCUCCGUCCCCAUCUCAGUCCCCAUUGGGAUCGUCGCUUCGGCCCCUCGAAUCGGCGGACUGGGGCCUCGCGGACCUCGGCAGCCUCUACUCACACUUCCAACUCGAAGUGACCGAUACCCAUGGCGCCAGCGGGGCAGCUGACGCCGACGCCGACGCCGACGCCGACGCCGGCCGGAGGGCACCCAAGCCCACACAUCGCGUGUUCAUGGACGACGCGGACUGGUUCUCCCAGCUCUGCGCGUCCACGAGCAUCGUCCGGCAGGGGCCGCGUCCGGGUAUCUUCCUGAGCCACCAGGCCAUCGGCGAAGGCGUGGUGCGGGUGUGGCGCGAUUGGGCGGCCGAGGCGGCGGAGAGGAGCGCGUCCGGGACAACGGGCGGUGCUGCGGCGGAGGGCCUGGACGUCUUGUGGGCUGACGUGCACCAAACCGUGGGUUUGCGGUUUACGGUGCAGAAGACGGACACGGAGACUGCACUGGAGGAGUGGGGGCAUAUUCUCGUUUCGACGGAGAACCCGCCUGUCGAGUAUAUUCUUCAUUAUGAAGAGUUGCUGGUCCGCACGACCAAAAUCCUCCUUGCCAUGGACAAGCUAGCCGUGCAAGAAGUCGCCAAUUCAGGUAAAGCUAUUGUCAUCGCCUCUUAUCAGGUUUGAGAGGGUGGAAAGAGGGAAAGGGGAAUGGAAACAUUGUUCCUCGGCUCGAUGAUUCCGAGUUGCGAAACGUCAACCCCCAAUAGCAAACAUGAACACACUACGGGAUACAUGACCUGUGGCGAACGUCAGUCAUGCCGUAUACAACUCGAUGGCACCUAGGGAAUCGCAUUGCCGUCUACAGCUACCGACAACGAGGAAGAAAACGAGGAGCAUGGAGCGCCGAUUAUUAUCGCCCUGUUUUCACGCCAUUGACCAACCCGGUUCUAAUAUCGUCCAGAUACAGAUUUCUACGUGCGCCUCGACGGAG